Molecule: messenger RNA, 1836 nt
Organism: Scleropages formosus (Asian bonytongue)
Lineage: Eukaryota; Metazoa; Chordata; Actinopteri; Osteoglossiformes; Osteoglossidae
Gene: ggt1a
Product: gamma-glutamyltransferase 1a
Biological process (GO): peptide modification; glutathione catabolic process; regulation of immune system process
Cellular component (GO): plasma membrane
Molecular function (GO): glutathione gamma-glutamate hydrolase
Source: RefSeq, a predicted model, not a curated record
AUGGUCAAGAAGUCAGUCGUCGCCAGUCUGGUGGUUCUGCUGGUGGCUGCGGUUUGCAUCUUCUUGAGCUCUUUCUUCUGGGGCGGCACCAAGGAACAAACUGCCUCCCUCCCAUCGGACAACUUCUACCCCAAGGCUGCCGUGGCUACGGAUGCGGGGAGGUGCUCCGAGAUCGGAAGAGACGUGCUGAAGAGGAACGGCACAGCGGUGGACGCCUCUAUCGCCGCCCUGCUCUGCGUGGGGCUCAUGAACGCCCACAGCAUGGGUAUUGGGGGAGGCCUCUUCUUCACCAUCUACAACGCCACCACCGGGAAGGUAGAGACGAUCGAUGCCAGGGAGACGGCACCCCUCAACGCCACCGAGGACAUGUUUGGCAACAACACCCAGUUGUCCCGGAAAGGGGGCCUGUCCAUCGCCAUCCCCGGGGAGAUUCGCGGCUACGAGAUGGCGCACCGACGGCACGGCCGGCUCGCCUGGCGAGAGCUGUUCGAACCCAGCAUCGAGCUGGCUCGCCACGGCUUCCCCGUAGGCAAAGCGCUGGCCAGCGCCAUCGCCAAGAACAAGGAGUCCAUCCAGGGAGAUGUGGCGUUGCGCGAAGUGUUUUGUGACUCACAGGGAAACAUUCUGAAGGAAAACGAUAUUAUUAAAUUCCCCAGACUGGCUGAAACGUACCAGCGAAUUGCGGAAGAGGGCCCCGACGUGUUUUACAACGGAACGAUGGCUCAACGUAUCGUCGAGGACAUCCAGAUGGCAGGUGGGAUUGUGACCUUGGAGGACCUUUUGACUUACGAACCCUUGCUGAACGAAAACCCACUGCAUCUACAUGUGGGGGGGUACACCAUCUAUGUGCCCGAUGCCCCCUCCAGUGGUCCGGUACUGGCGCUCAUCCUCAACAUCCUGGAUGGCUACAACUUCUCGGGCCUCAGCGUUUCCACGUCGGAGAGCAGGACCCUCACGUACCACCGAAUCGUGGAAGCCUUCCGCUUCGCCUUCGCAAAGAGGAGCCGACUGGGGGACCCCCGCUAUCUCAACAUCACCGAUCUCCUCCACAACAUGACAUCUGAUUACUUUGCUGACGGGAUCCGGAGCAAAAUCACGGAUGACACCACCCACCCGGACAGCUACUACGAGCCAGAGUACUUUGUGCCCGACAGCCAGGGGACAGCCCACCUCUCCAUCAUUGCAGAGGACGGGAGCGCAGUGGCAGCAACCAGCACCAUCAACUUAUACUUUGGCUCCAAAGUGAUCUCCCGUUCCACCGGCAUCAUCUUCAACGACGAGAUGGACGACUUCAGCUCCCCUUACAUCACGAACGGCUUUGGGAUUCCACCCUCCCCGAACAACUUCAUCCAGCCAGGGAAGAGGCCCCUCUCCUCCAUGUGCCCAACCAUCAUCUUUGACAAAGACAACAAAGUGAAAAUGGUGGUGGGAGCUUCCGGAGGGACAAAGAUCACGACGGCGACGGCCCUGGUGAGGUGCGCACUUAAAGAUCUGACGCUCUGCCCACACACUUCUCCACACGCCAACGCGCUGUUCCUGCCUACACACUGGCUGGCUUUCCUCUUCCACCGGCAGGUGAUUCUCAAUUCGUUGUUCUUUAACUACGACCUGAAAAAAGCCGUGUCGGAGCCCCGGGUCCACAACCAGCUGAACCCCAACAAGACUGUUGUGGAAGAGAAGUUCGAGAAGAGCGUGUUGGAUGGCCUGGCUCAGAAGAAUCACGUGACGGAGCUGCUGCGGACCCCAGGGGCGGUGGUUCAGGCCGUCAUGCGCCAAGGGAACCGGCUCUGCGCCGAGUCGGACCCCCGAAAGGGUGGGUACCCAGCCGGGUACUGA